Messenger RNA from Mollisia scopiformis, 1542 nucleotides. RefSeq names its product cytochrome P450. The transcript is spliced from 5 exons. The record is from RefSeq and is a predicted model, not a curated record. Gene Ontology annotation, molecular function: heme binding; monooxygenase activity; iron ion binding. Lineage: Eukaryota; Fungi; Ascomycota; Leotiomycetes; Helotiales; Mollisiaceae. The coding region runs from base 52 to 1542 and encodes 496 amino acids.
GAAGCAUUUUUCUACACUGCUUGCAGGACUCCAUCUAGACAAAUUCCCAAGAUGGAAGAUUUGUUAUCUCAGUCGCCUUUUCUCCUGUUUUUCACAUGCAUCGUGGCAUUUGGAAUAUGGCGCUUCUCAACAAUAUUUACCUCGUCUCGAGCCGCGUUCCCCAGAAUUGGACCCGCGCCAGAUGCGGCUGACAACAAGCGAUUCGUGACGGAAAGUUUUCAGAUGAUCCAAGAAGGAUAUUCGAAAUACAAAAAUGGGAUUUACAAACUUUGGACACUUGACAUGGACCGCUUCAUCAUCUCUCAUAAAUAUAUGAGCGAGCUCAAUAAGGUGCCAAGGUCGAGUGUGAGAUUGACAACUAGUGAGAGGUAUGAGUAUACCGGGAUGGAUAUUUGUGAAGAGACGAACUUACAAUAUGAGGUUUGUGCGGGGUCAUUGACGAGGAAUAUUGGCUCCCUAGCUCAGACAUCAUAUAAUGAGAUCCUCUUCGCAUUGAAUAAGAAACUCAAAGCCGUUUCAAACGACGAUGGUUCAUAUUCAAUACCCCUUUUCACUUCACUCAUCGACCUCGUGACAAGUUCCACAGCACGCGUCUUCGUUGGUCCCGACCUAUGCCGCAAUCCAGAAUGGCUUUCCACGGCGACAGGCCACACAAUGGCUGUUCAGAAAGCAGGUGAAGAAUUGCUCACCUUCCCCGCUAUUGUUCGGCCGGUCGUGGUUCACUUCUUGAAAUCGUAUCGACAGCUUCGGUCUAGUGCGUCCGUUGCAAAGAGACUCUUGCUCCCAGAAAUAGAGAAGAGGGCACAGAAUAACAACGAGAAAGGACAGUACCAAGAUAUGCUGCAAUGGUUAAUAGACACUGCUCAAGGACGAGAUACAGAACCGGAGAGGCUGGUCAAGAUGAUGCUAUUUCUGAAUAUGGCUGCUAUACACACCACCGCAAUCACUGCAACAAAUGUGUUCUUGGAUCUUUGUGCUAGACCAGACUGCAUUGAUAUGCUACGGGAAGAGAUUCUGCAAACCGUAAAGGAAGAUGGUGGGAUCAAGACUUCAACACUUCCGAAGUUGAAGAAGUUGGAUAGUUUCAUGAGAGAAUCUAGAAGGUUAAAUACCAUGGGCUUCUUAACAUUUCAACGCCGCCUCAUGGUCCCCCUCACCCUCUCCAGCGGUGCAACUAUCCCCCGAAAUUCCUACAUAAGCAUGGCAUACCAACCCAUUCUCCGAGAUCCCGCCUACUACGCCUCACCUCUUACCUUCGAUCCUCUCCGUUUCUACAAUCUCCGACAAAAAGAAGGAGAAGAGGAAAAGCACCAGUUCGCUUCGGUAGACGCAAGCGAGCCUUUAUGGACCUUCGGAAAAUUCUCUUGUCCGGGAAGACAUUGGGCUACGGCACAAAUUAAGUUAUUGGUCAUGGUUUUCUUGCUGGAGUUUGAGAUUUCGUAUCCGGAUGAACAGACGGAGAGGCCGGAGAAUAAGAUUAUGGGGACGAAGAUCAUGCCCAGUGUUGCGCAGAAAAUUGUAUUGAGGAGAAGAGAAUCUUAA